Fomitopsis serialis is the source of this 2105-nucleotide messenger RNA. RefSeq lists its product as uncharacterized. The coding region runs from base 111 to 2009 and encodes 632 amino acids. The transcript has 5 exons. The record is from RefSeq and is a predicted model, not a curated record. Lineage: Eukaryota; Fungi; Basidiomycota; Agaricomycetes; Polyporales; Fomitopsidaceae.
UCGCAUGCGGCUUGUGCUUGUGACGAAUGGUCUACUUCGGUUCUACAUCCUUCAGCAAUGUCUGAUUUCACAAGGUUAACUGUCAAAGAUGUGCCGCAAUCACAUCCUGGAUGUACGUCGAACAUUUGUUCACAACAGUAGCGUGUGCCCUGGCUGGCAGUUCUCUCUAUAGGCACGACAGUCAUCAGUCAUUCGUCGCGAACGCCCUCAUCGCUCCCUUGUUCACUCCUUCAUUUGCAUGUUCUCGAGGGCUUGCCCAAUUAUUUAUUAGUGCUUGGGGCGUCAUGCUCGUUUCCUUUCUUUUCAUUCUUCUCAUCUCCCUGCUGAAGCAGAACUGCGUUGCAAAAACCAUUCCCCCAAACCCCGAGGCGAACCGCAAUUACGAUACGGUGGAAAGCGAGGGGGGCUGCUAUACGACGAGGUUCUAUGGGACGACCCACGAGGGGAUUCGACAACAUCCUGCAGGAGUUAUAUCGUGUUCCUCCAUGGACUCCAUCCCAUCCCUUGCACACCUUGAUAAGUCCGUCAUAUCUUCUCAACCAUACCACCGCCAAGAUCGUGUAGCCGCACCGGCCGCCUUUCGACAGGUCCUGCAGCCACCUGAAGGCUCCUCAUCACUAACAGCGCGUACAAGAGCGGAUGUUAUGCUUGUACAGAAGCGAGCUAUGGUUACGAUGAUCACUUCCACCACGACAACCAUUUGGUGGACCUCUUCCACCACGACAGACACUUGGUGGACCACUGCUGGUACGCAUGCUGCAGGGGCAACAACAAAUCCGUUGUCGAGCGUCACCACGGCUCGGAUAACUGUGUCACCUUCUGCUGCCACUACAGUGCAUAGCAGCGGGGGUCCAGGUGCCGCUUCACUCGGUCCCCUGCCGUUGAGUCCGCGACCAUUGGCACUGUCGCCGUCUUCUUCGUCAUCGUCGUCGUCGAGUGCGACUUCAUCGCCUACCACAGUCCCUGCCACGUCUUCAUCCUUCUCUAGCAUAAAUUCAUCAUCAUCGGACAUUCUCUCGCCGAAUGUUCAAACCACAGAGCAGUCGAGCAGCCGGCUAUCCACUACGGUAUCUAGUUCUAGUGCAGUGAUUGUGCCGUCGAGUCCACGCCCUACUACGGCUGCCCCCAGAACGCCAGCGAUGGGUAACGCGAAAAGGGACAUAGCAAUCAUCGUUGGCGUCGUAUUAGGCACUGUACUCCUCGCCGUCUUUGCGGUGUAUUGGGCACGUAGGAGAGCUCGUCGCCGGAUGGCCUAUCCAGAAACAGAUGGUGACGGGACCGAUGGUGCCGGCCUAAUCACAACCUCGUCCAGUCACUGGAUUCCUGUUGUCGACCGCUACAGAUCACUCAGAAGUAGCAUGUCGAGUAGUGCCGUGGGCAUGAAGAUUGACAGUAGAGUGUCUCUUCCCGCCUCCAUCUUCUCCCCUCUUUCCUGCGACACUCCCCAGUUCUCCCAAUAUGCAGUUCCCAUGCCUCCGACGGGGGAUCUACUCCUCCCAACACCGACUAUGGGGUCGUGGACAAUACGUAGAUCCAGAGUCUCUUCAACAUCACUGGCAACUCCCGAACAACCCCUCCCAUCGCCACUGAGCCCCGCGAGCCUAACCUCCCUGCUCAAUGCUGCAAACUGGCCCGUGGUGCCACCGACAGGAUUGGCUCCAGAGUGGGCUCCUGCACCACGUCGGUCUUUCGUCAUCACAGACGGCGAGAGCACAUCGAAUCAGCAUAGCGACCACUUGCAAGAACAAACGCGUUCCUCAAGGACAUACUCCGUACAAGCGGAGGCACCGGCGAAUCCACGCAUCCACAGACAUACGGAGGACGGGGGUGUCCGCCUUGCUGGCGGACCUCCUGGCGUUGAUUCGACAUGUUACGAAGGACCUAUGUAUGACACUGUAUCCAUGGGCGAUUGGCAUAGCGAUCGUACACCCCCGCCACCCUACGCACGGUACUCAUAUGUCCGUAGGCUUGCGGAGGACAGGGACUCAACCUGCGACUAUGUAGACUAAAGAUGUACAGUUUGUGACAUGGACGUACCUUGGUCGCUUGUGCUUGACAUCGACGGAUUACAACGAACCUGGCGGACCGGAGGAUGGGCAAUCAAA